AUGAACCAGUCGGACUUCCUGUUCCUGGCGUUCCCGCUCCCCUUGUGGCAGCGCGGGCUCAUCGCCCUCCCACUGGUCCUGGUCUUCUUGCUGGUCCUGGUGGCGAACGGCUGCCUGCUGCUGGUGCUGGUGCGGGUGGAGGCUCUGUGGAGUCCCAUGUACGUCCUGGUGGGGGCGCUGUGCGUGGUGGACCUCCUCUCAGCCACGGUCAUCGUCCCGAGCGCUCUGCUGGUGCUGCUGCAGCCCGCGUACCAUGUGACGCUGGGACAGUGCCUCACACAGAUGUUUCUCACCCACUUCCUGUCGUCGCUGGAGUCCACCGUGCUCCUCGCCAUGGCGCUGGACCGCUACACCGCCAUCUGCCACCCGCUCAAGUACAGAAAGCUGGUGUCCCACUCGUCCUUCCUGGUCCUCUCUCUCUUCACUCUGCUUCGGAGCGGCUCGGUCAUGGCGGUGCUGGUGGCCCUGGCCGGCUCCCUGGACUUCUGCGACAGCCGGGUCAUUGAGCACGUCUACUGCGACCACAUGGCGCUGGUGAGGCUGGCCUGCGGCGACACCAGGCCCAGCCGCGGGGCAGGCGUGGCCGUCAUCGUCUGCUUUGUGGGCCUGGACAUCCCCGUCAUUGUCCUGUCCUACUUCCGGAUCCUGGCCGUGGUCCACAGAGCCCGGGAGGACCGAUGGAAGGCCCUGCACACCUGCGGCACUCACCUCAUGGUUCUGCUGGUCUUCUACCUGGUGGGGACCGUGGCCUUUCUGUCCGACACUCUUCGUCUGGGCCUGAACUCGGACCUGAACGCCGCCAUGGGUCUGAUCUACAUCCUGCUGCCCGCCGCCUUCAACCCGGUGGUGUACGGCGUGCGGACGGUCGAGAUCAGACACGGCUUCGGUCGAGUGUUUGGGCGGAUUCAGGACGUUUGGAGAAAGAAACGUAAAGUCUCUGCUGUCAACGUGUGUCCAUGGACUGACCCCGCCCACUGA
Messenger RNA from Knipowitschia caucasica, 978 nucleotides. Lineage: Eukaryota; Metazoa; Chordata; Actinopteri; Gobiiformes; Gobiidae. The record is from the annotation of a GenBank genome assembly.